Messenger RNA from Cannabis sativa, 2778 nucleotides. RefSeq lists its product as uncharacterized. Gene Ontology annotation, cellular component: mitochondrial inner membrane. Lineage: Eukaryota; Viridiplantae; Streptophyta; Magnoliopsida; Rosales; Cannabaceae. The transcript is spliced from 15 exons. Gene Ontology annotation, molecular function: ribosome binding; calcium ion binding. Gene Ontology annotation, biological process: intracellular monoatomic cation homeostasis. Bases 195 to 2438 code for a protein of 747 amino acids. The record is from RefSeq and is a predicted model, not a curated record.
CAAGUACACAAUCUUCUUCUUCUUACAACUCUUAAACCUCACUCGGUCUCAUAGGGCUUUAGACAUUGACAUUGUGCGAUACACUUGAAGUUGAACCUGAAUUAUAAUAAUAAUAAUUAAUUAAUUUAUCAUAACAACAAUAAUUCAUGCUUGUUAGUCUUCAGCAUCAGCUUAAUUGAUUUUGAGUUUCAGUAAUGGCUUCCAGAGCGAUUUCAACCAGGAAAAGAUUCAUUUCUCAGUACUUAAAUCUCUCUAACCCAUUCCUACAAACCCUAUCCCUAUCACCGAACCAGCAUCUUCAUACUACUACCACUUCUACUUUUCAAAAUUCAGAUAGCGGUUGUGGAAACCCUAGAAGCUGCAGCGAUGGAGCGAAUCAUUACUUGCAACAGUUACUUCCGGGAUUAGGAGAUUUUAGGUGGAGAGGAAAUGGUAGAUCAGAGCUCGUGGUUCCUUUGGGGAUCAGAUACAGAUAUAUGUCUCUUUACAUUCGGAAUUCAUCUACUGCGGCGGCGACGGCGGCGGCGGAUAAGCAACGAGAUGUUGGCAGUGAUAACGAGGAUAAUGAAGAAUUGGUUAGUAGCCAGAAGAAAAGGAAAGAAGCAUCUCCUGAAGAAUGCGAUCAAGCCGUCGAAGGUUUGACUAGUGCGAAAGCUAAAGCCAAGGCCAAGAAGUUGCAAGAACAGAAAGCGGUUACCUCCAUUUUGCGUCGAGUUUGGACUACGAUUCUAGGGAUUGGUCCUGCCUUAAGAGCUGUGGCUUCUAUGAGCAAGGAGGAUUGGGCGAAGAAGCUUGUUCAUUGGAAAGAGGAGUUUGUAGCGACUUUGCAACAUUAUUGGCUCGGCUGUAAGCUCCUAUGGGCUGAUAUGAGAAUCUGUUCUAGGCUGCUGAUGAAACUUGCUGGAGGGAAGAGUCUUUCCAGAAGAGAAAGACAGCAGUUGACUCGAACAACAGCUGAUAUUUUCAGGCUAGUUCCGGUUGCUGUUUUCAUUAUAGUACCAUUUAUGGAAUUUCUGCUUCCAGUGUUUCUUAAAUUGUUCCCCAAUAUGUUGCCCUCAACAUUCCAAGACAAGAUGAAAGAACAGGAAGCAUUGAAAAGGAGGCUUAAUGCAAGGAUGGAAUAUGCUAAGUUUCUCCAAGAUACUGCCAAAGAAAUGGCAAAGGAAGUCCAAAACUCAAGGAGUGGAGAAAUAAAAAAAACAGCCAAAGAUCUUGAUGAGUUUCUCAGCAGACUUAGAAAGGGUGGCCGAGUUGCAAAUGAGGAGAUUUUGGGCUUUGCUAAGUUGUUUAAUGAUGAGCUCACCCUAGAUAAUAUCAACAGGCCACGACUAGUGAAUAUGUGCAAAUACAUGGGAAUCAGCCCGUUUGGAACAGAUGCAUAUUUACGAUAUAUGCUUCGAAAAAGGCUUCAAAGGAUCAAAGCGGAUGAUAAAUUAAUACAAGCAGAAGGUGUGGAGUCGCUGUCAGAGGCUGAACUUCGUGAAGAUUGUAGAGAGAGAGGCAUGCUGGGAUUGCUUUCAGUUGAGGAAAUGCGCCAGCAGCUUCGGGAUUGGUUGGAUUUGUCUCUUAAUCACUCUGUGCCAUCUUCACUUUUAAUCCUUUCCAGGGCAUUCACCGUAUCUGGAAAGGUGAAACCAGAGGAAGCUGUUCAAGCUACCUUAUCUUCACUGCCAGAUGAGGUUGUGGGAACUGUUGGAGUUACUGAAUUGCCUUCAGAGGAUUCUGUGUCAGAAAGGAGGAGGAAAUUGGAGUACCUUCAGAUGCAAGAAGAACUUAUUAAGAAGGAGGAAGAAAGAGAAGAAGAAGAACAAGCAAGAAUUAAGGAAUCUAAGGGUAGUCAGGAGGAUGUGGCUUUGAAAGAGAUGACUAUUCCAACAGCAAGAGAAGCCCAAGAGCAAGCGAGAGCAAGAUCAUCAGAAAAGCAAGAACAGCUGUGUGAACUCAGUCGUGCAUUAGCUGUUUUAGCUUCCGCAUCUUCGGUGAGUAGAGAACGUGAAGCGUUCCUUGGGCUUGUAAAUAAGGAGAUUGAACUUUAUAACAGCAUGGUUGAGAAGCAGGGAAUGGAUGGAGAAAAGGAUGUUCUAAAGGCAUAUAUAGCUGCCCGAGAAGAAAGUGAGCCUGAUAAGGAGGUAGCUGAAGGCCAUGAAGCUUCAUCAGCACUAAUUGAGAGAGUUGAUGCAAUGCUUCAAAAUCUUGAAAAAGAAAUUGAUGACGUGGAUGCUAAAAUUGGUGAUCGUUGGCAGCUACUUGACAGGGAUUUUGACGGGAAAGUGACUCCUGAGGAAGUAGCAGGUGCGGCAAUGUACUUGAAGAAUACAUUAGGAAAGGAGGGUGUCCAGGAACUUAUAAGCAGUCUUUCCAAGGACAGAGAGGGGAAGAUUCUUGUAGAAGAUAUUGUGAAGUUGGGGAGUCGGAGUGAAGAUUCGAACACAGCCUGAUGGAGCAACAAUGUAGAGUAAGUAGAGACCGGGUAUAAAUUUUUGUCGGCGCAGAGUUUUGGUUGACAAGACCAACCACCUUUAUAAGAAUAUUUUUUUACUUCUGUAAAACUCAAUGCUCUCAUAGAUAAGGGAAAAAGAAAGCGCAUGAACAUGUUUUUGUUACUCCCUCCUCGUCCCUCUUUUAACAUUUAUGCUUUAUUUUGGCAUGAGAGAUUUUUGGAUGGAUGGAUGGAGAGAAUUGUUAUUCCAAGGGAGAAUCUCUAUAUAGAUGAUAUGUACAUAUGCAUACACAUACUACUAAACUCAAUACUUUUAUUAAGUAUUUAUUAUUUCUUUA